Poecile atricapillus (Black-capped chickadee) is the source of this 1395-nucleotide messenger RNA. RefSeq names its product proteasome 26S subunit, ATPase 5 (gene PSMC5). Gene Ontology annotation, biological process: proteasome-mediated ubiquitin-dependent protein catabolic process. Gene Ontology annotation, molecular function: proteasome-activating activity; ATP hydrolysis activity; ATP binding. The coding region runs from base 103 to 1338 and encodes 411 amino acids. Gene Ontology annotation, cellular component: proteasome regulatory particle, base subcomplex. The transcript has 12 exons. NCBI's taxonomy places the organism in Eukaryota, Metazoa, Chordata, Aves, Passeriformes, Paridae. The record is from RefSeq and is a predicted model, not a curated record.
CGGUGUUGCGCAUGCGCACUGCACCCGCCCGGCGGGGGAAGAGGAAGUGAUGCAAUCACACCGGGCAGCGGAAGCUGGGGCCGCCAUCUUUGUUGGGGCCCGAUGCCGGCGGAGAAGAUGGCGCUGGACGGGCCCGAGCAGAUGGAGAUGGACGAUGGGAAGGGCGGCUCGGGGCUCCGGCAGUAUUACCUGUCCAAGAUCGAGGAGCUGCAGCUCAUCGUGAACGAGAAGAGCCAGAACCUGCGGCGGCUGCAGGCACAGAGGAACGAGCUCAACGCCAAGGUGCGGCUGCUGCGGGAGGAGCUGCAGCUGCUGCAGGAGCAGGGAUCCUAUGUGGGAGAGGUGGUGAGAGCCAUGGACAAGAAGAAGGUGCUGGUCAAGGUGCACCCAGAGGGGAAGUUUGUGGUGGAUGUGGACAAGAACAUCGACAUCAAUGAUGUGACCCCCAACUGCCGCGUGGCCCUGCGCAACGACAGCUACACCCUGCACAAGAUCCUGCCCAACAAGGUGGACCCGCUCGUGUCCCUGAUGAUGGUGGAGAAGGUCCCGGACUCCACCUACGAGAUGAUCGGGGGCCUGGACAAGCAGAUCAAGGAGAUCAAGGAGGUCAUCGAGCUGCCCGUGAAGCACCCGGAGCUCUUUGAGGCGCUGGGCAUCGCCCAGCCCAAGGGGGUGCUGCUCUACGGCCCCCCCGGCACGGGGAAGACGCUGCUGGCCAGGGCCGUGGCCCAUCACACCGACUGCACCUUCAUCCGCGUGUCCGGCUCCGAGCUCGUGCAGAAAUUCAUCGGGGAAGGGGCCCGCAUGGUGCGGGAGCUGUUUGUGAUGGCCCGGGAACACGCGCCCUCCAUCAUCUUCAUGGACGAGAUCGACUCCAUCGGCUCGUCCCGCCUGGAGGGUGGCUCGGGCGGGGACAGCGAGGUGCAGCGCACGAUGCUCGAGCUCCUCAACCAGCUGGACGGCUUCGAGGCCACCAAGAACAUCAAGGUGAUUAUGGCCACCAACAGGAUCGACAUCCUGGACUCAGCCCUGCUGCGCCCCGGCCGCAUCGACAGGAAAAUCGAGUUCCCCCCUCCCAACGAGGAGGCCCGCCUGGACAUCCUCAAGAUCCACUCCCGGAAGAUGAAUCUGACCCGGGGCAUCAACCUGCGGAAAAUCGCGGAGCUGAUGCCAGGGGCCUCAGGGGCUGAGGUGAAGGGUGUGUGCACAGAGGCCGGGAUGUACGCGCUGAGGGAGAGGAGGGUGCACGUCACACAGGAGGACUUCGAGAUGGCCGUGGCCAAGGUGAUGCAGAAGGACAGUGAGAAGAACAUGUCUAUCAAGAAGCUGUGGAAGUAACGGUGAGGCCGGAGCUGCUCCCUCUGUGCUGUCAAUAAAGUGCUGCUGUGGCCAGGC